Molecule: messenger RNA, 648 nt
Organism: Candida dubliniensis CD36
Lineage: Eukaryota; Fungi; Ascomycota; Pichiomycetes; Serinales; Debaryomycetaceae
Exons: 1
Coding region: 1-648 (215 amino acids)
Biological process (GO): endoplasmic reticulum to Golgi vesicle-mediated transport
Cellular component (GO): COPII-coated ER to Golgi transport vesicle; Golgi membrane; endoplasmic reticulum membrane
Molecular function (GO): COPII receptor activity
Source: RefSeq, a predicted model, not a curated record
AUGUUUCUUCAAUUGCUAUCUUACAUUGGUGCCAUAGUUGGUUUUAUUUUACUAGUACUUUCGAUUGCUUCGGGGUUAUAUUAUAUAUCUGAGUUAGUUGAGGAACAUACAGAGCCAACUAAAAGAUUACUUAAGAAAUUGAUUUAUUCCAUAAUAGUGACAUUCCUAUUAUUGCUAAUCUUUGAUAAAUUUCCUAUUAAAUUAACUUUGUUUUCAAUAUUCUCCUAUUAUGUGUAUUUGCAGAAUUUACACAAGUUUCCUUAUGUUGAAUUGUCUUCGCCAGUGUUUUUGCUUUCAUGUGUUUUAGUUAUAAGUAAUCACUUUUUAUGGUUCCAUCAUUUCAACAACCCUUACAUCCCUCCAUUGGAAGUGAGAUUGAGACCUGAUUAUGUACCGCCACGUAUUCCCACUUUUGUCGAAAUAUGCUCAUUUUUUGGGUUAUUGGUUUGGCUUGUUCCGUUUGCAUUAUUUGUUAGUUUGAGUGCUCAUGAUAAUUUAUUGCCACACCAUUUGGAUAAACCAGAUGAUAAAAAGAAAAACAACGGUUUGGCAAAGGUGCUUGUGGGUAAUUUGAGAGAGUACAUUUAUGCAAUUAGUAGAAAGUUUGGCUACGAAUUAGAUCCUCAUCACGGAUCAAUUGUGUAUUAA